AAAAAAGUUUGCUGUUUGAUCUGAGAAUAUAACGGUCUGAGUCCUCACAGGCAGACAACCUCUCCCGAAGAACACGACUUUGUAACUUUAUUCCUUUCCUUUUUUCCAAGAUGAACAGAAUUAUUCUGCAGCUUUUGGCAGUCGGAUUCUGCUUUGCAGUCGGUCAAGCUCUGGAGUGCUACAGCUGUAAAAUUGGCGUUGGGAACAUAUGCAUAACCACUAAAAAAACAUGUAAAGCUGGAGAACUCUGCUACAGUGGUGUGGGGACAGCAGCCACUUUCUUGGAAAUCAAGAAGAAAGGCUGCCUAGAAGAGGCAAUGUGCAACAAGACUUCAGAGACGACCCUCCCGGAAUCCCUCUCCAACACCACCAUCUACACCAUAACAAAGACGUGCUGCGAAGGCAAUCUGUGCAACGCAGCUCCCGGUCUGACCUCUGGGCUGAGCCUGACACUCGCCUCCAUCAUUGCUCUGUUCAUGGCCAAGAUCCUGGUUUGACAGAAAAUCGACAGCUGAUGACACAAAGUACACACAUGCAUACUCACACACAUACACAUAAAACACACACACACAAUAUAUUGCACACACAGCAGCACUACAAAGAUUAAAUUAUCUCCUCAGACACGAGUGUUUUCUUCCAUAUGGGUUUUUUUGUUCACUAUUCUUGAGAUGUAUGAUACUUCACUAUACUUAUAAUUCACUCAAAAUAAAUUUCCACUUUGGAUUAUUAUAUUUAGUUGAAUCAUUAAGUUGCCCCAGGUCUCAAUUCACUGUGGGAGACAUUAAUGCCCUACAAUUAACUUUCUCUGCUUUAAUAAGUUGUUUAGAUACACUUAUACAACACUUACACUUACACAACUUAUUGAGCUCUAAAGGUGGUGUGAUGUUUUGUUUAUUUACAGGUUGACAGAACCAGUGUUUCCCUCUAUUCAAGUCCUCAAUACUCAGAUAACUGUCUCCUGGCUGCAGCUCCGUGUAUACCAUACACACAUGAAAGUGAUAGUAGUUGUUCUCAUCUUACAAUUUGCAAGAACAGGAGUAAUCACAUUUCACAAGAUGUUGAACUAUUUCUAUAUAGCUUUCUGCUUUUGACCGACUGUAUCGUCAUUUUAGAGUCCUAAUAUUCAAAAUAUUUAGAUUUUAAAGCUCAGAUGACAUUUCUAUUAAUCUCAUUUAUUGGCAUUUGUGCACUUCAUUAUUACUGCGUAGCUGAUGAUGUAAAUUGUCAGGUAGUGUCUGUGAAAAUAUGUCUUUUUGUUACGCUGGUUCUUGUACUUUGACAUAAAAAAGCUCAUUCAAUUCUGUGUUUAACCUGUUUUUCUUUUAUAUAUAUAUAUAUACUUGUGUCAAAUCCUCACUGCACGUUACUCAUAAAUGUGGGGUAAAGGCUUCUGUUUAUCUUGCUGGUUGUGAAUGUAUAUAUCAGGAAAACUUGAUUGAAAUCAAAUCUUGUUUGCAGACUUUGAAAUGUAAUUGAGAUUGCAGCAAUUUUAGAUAAUACAUUUCUUAAACUUACACUUUUAAACUGGCAUUGUUCUUCAAAACAAUAAAUGUAUCUGAAUGUCUUUACAAAUUUGGUUCUGUAGACAAUUUGAAGAAUGCAAUAAAUAUUCGAACUGGGGGAAAAAAGGACCUCCUGGUGUGA
Centropristis striata (black sea bass) is the source of this 1644-nucleotide messenger RNA. It is a transcript of the gene spaca4l, whose product is annotated as sperm acrosome associated 4 like. The transcript has 3 exons. The coding region runs from base 111 to 497 and encodes 128 amino acids. NCBI's taxonomy places the organism in Eukaryota, Metazoa, Chordata, Actinopteri, Perciformes, Serranidae. The record is from RefSeq and is a predicted model, not a curated record.